GGGGGGGGGCACAUUUCAUGUAACAAGGUCGACAUUCUGAGACAUUUCUUCAAAAGGGCUUUGGAGACACCGUUUGGAAUAUGCAUUUAUAAAUAGCCUACUGAAGGUGGACGUCUAAGCUUGAGAAUGGUGCUGUCUAUGGUACUGAAAUAUGCAGGGAUUUUCAGUUGCGGUUCAUGCUGGAUCAGUAAUGCACUGAAUAGGGACAUAACACGUUUAGACUCCAGUUAGACAAGGGAUACACAGUUGAUGCUCAUGGGGGACCAAAUCCUAAAAUGCAAGAUGCAGGUGCAACUUCGAACUUUUGCACAAAUUAAGCAUUGAUUUAAUGCAUGAUUUAUGCCAAACCUUUGUGCGGGUUUUUAAGAUAGGGGUGGUGAAUAUAAUGGCUCUCCACCGCUUUAGUAACUGAGUAAUGUGGCAUUAUGAAAAUAAAAUAAAUGAAGCAUGACCUAACCUAAAUCUCCUAUGUGUUUUCAAUCAUUUCCCUCAGCUUUAAGAGAGAGGGUCCGGCAAGAAAUUACAAAUUAGAUAUGGCAGUUAUUUAUUUAAUUUCCCUCAGGCUUGACAGAGUUGGGGAGGAAAGCGUUAACGCACUCUGACAGGCGGUCACGGAAUUGUUCGGACCAUUCACUGCUGUUUUCGGGUAGCUGUGUCCAUCGUCUAUGAUGCCUAAUAAGGGUACCAAAGAGAGCUAUACAUAUUGCCUGUCGCUUUUGUGUCUUGUGCCCUUCUUGCUGAAUGAACUUAUUGUGGGUGACACCAGUGGAAAGCUGCAUGUGUACAAGAAGGAUGACUCCAAGCCUUGGAUCACUAGAACAUGUGUGGGCAUGCUCACCUGUGUUGGUGUUGGAGACAUCUGCAACAAAGGAAGGAACUUUGUAGUUGCUGUGGGUGCAGAGGGAUGGUUUCACCUGUUUGACCUCUCUGCAGUGUCAGGAGCCAAGUCAGAUUCAUCCAGCCAACAGGAGGCGCUGUUCUCUGACGACCAGAAACCCUGCUUCUCUCAGCACAUUCCUGCCAACACCAAAGUCAUCCUUAUUAGUGACAUAGAUGGGGAUGGGCGCAGUGAGCUUGUAGUGGGAUACACAGACCGUGUGGUGAGAGCGUUCCGCUGGGAGGAGCCUACUGAUUCUUCAGACCUGAGCUCUGGACAGCUGGUCCUGCUGAAGAAGUGGCUUCUGGAGGGACAGGUGGACAGCCUGUCAGUAAACCCAGACCUAGUGGGUCUUCCUGAACUGAUGGUGUCCCAGCCUGGUUGUGGCUUUGCCAUCCUGCUGUGCACAUGGACACAACAGGGCUCCUCUGAGGCGGGGCCUGGGGAGGAGGCCCCACCCACUCCUGGCAGCGAGGGUCCCUCCAGAGACGUCAUUCUGCAUCUGACCACUGGUCGGAUCCACAACAAGAACGUCUCCACUCAUCUCAUCGGGAGCAUAAGCAGAGGCUCCAAAGGCGACUCCUCUAAAUGCGGCCUGUUUGCCCUCUGUACUCUAGAUGGCACACUGAAACUGAUGGACAGUUCAGAGCAGUUGAAAUGGUCAGUGCAGGUGGAUCACCAGCUCUUUUCUCUGCAGAAGCUGGACGUCACAGGCGACGGCAGAGAGGAGGUGGUGGCGUGUGCCUGGGAUGGUCAGACCUACAUCAUCGACCACAACCGCAUGGUGGUGCGGUUCCAGUUUGACGAGAACGUCAAUGCUUUCUGUGCAGGUCAGUACAACUGUAAGGAUGGCAAGAACAGCCCCUGUCUGGUGUACGUCAGCUUCAACCACAAGAUAUAUGUGUACUGGAGGGUGGAGCUGGAGCGCAUGGAACCCACCCAUCUCCUUAGGGUCCUGGAGGAGAGGCCAGAGUUCAAGGCCCGGCUGGAGCAACUGGGAGUGGACGCCGAGGACAGGGAGGCCGUGAGAGAGCUGGUGGGAGACACGCUCUAUGGACACACGUUGAAGAAGCAGGCCGGAUGACCUUAACACGACCCUCACCUCUCCACUCCUCCAACCCCCCCCUUCUCUUUCUCCUCGUUUCUGUAAAUACUCUGAAUAAAGGCUGAAACACACACUGA
Molecule: messenger RNA, 2059 nt
Organism: Salvelinus fontinalis (brook trout)
Lineage: Eukaryota; Metazoa; Chordata; Actinopteri; Salmoniformes; Salmonidae
Gene: itfg2
Product: integrin alpha FG-GAP repeat containing 2
Exons: 11
Coding region: 666-1961 (431 amino acids)
Biological process (GO): regulation of TOR signaling
Cellular component (GO): KICSTOR complex
Molecular function (GO): protein binding
Source: RefSeq, a predicted model, not a curated record